Lytechinus variegatus (green sea urchin) is the source of this 2643-nucleotide messenger RNA. RefSeq lists its product as uncharacterized. The coding region runs from base 274 to 1203 and encodes 309 amino acids. The transcript has 6 exons. The record is from RefSeq and is a predicted model, not a curated record. NCBI's taxonomy places the organism in Eukaryota, Metazoa, Echinodermata, Echinoidea, Temnopleuroida, Toxopneustidae.
UCACGAUGCAGACUGCUCCGGGCUCAUUUUGGCGGGAAAAUCCAGAAGAGUAGGAAAGAGACGUUUAUUGGAGAUCCUUGUCGUGUCGCGGUGGAAUGGAGUGUGAGGAUUUUGCUCUUAUAUUGGAUUAUACGGUGUAAAUUGUUAGACGUACCCGGUUCUACACGAAGGAAAGCCUUUUCCGGGUAACAGAGCCAGUGGGUCUACUUCACAUAUGCAAAUCAGCCAUUUCCCGCCUCGCUCACCCUGGCUGAAGGCCUGGUAACAACAAAGAUGGAAAUUGCCGUUCAUCUUCUUCUCUACAUUACGACAUUGUUGUCUACAACCUGGUUUUUAUUAAUAGCUGCAGCAACAGACAUUGGAACGCCCAACGUGCCUACAACGUAUUCGCCUGAUGUUGUCACAAGAAGAGACAUUCAUUAUGACGUCACCACAGUGGCUCCAAAUGACUAUAUUCGGAGUGAAACUUUGUCAUUACAUGAACAAACGACAGGCUCAUCAAGUGACUCGGCCCCGGUGAGCUCCAACGCGCCUUUAAUUCACACUGUGCUAUUGACACAUACACAAGAAACAGAUUAUGCAGAGGAUAGGAGAACUGUACCUUAUGAAGAGGGCGCCCCAUCUGUUAAAACCACGUUAAAUUUAGAAAGAACUUUCGAGACUUCUUCAGCGUUCCCUCUGACAGAGUUGAGGCACAGACAAAGCGAUGUGUUUCAUACGACGUCAGCCACAGAAGAGGUAACGGUGAUCGAAUAUACGGAUACGCAUUACGAUUCCACUGAAUCGGACGGAUAUCCGGCGUCUUCUAAAAAAGCUCCACGCAAGGAGGGACGUAAAACUACAGCUUCCUCAGAGGAUUCUAAAUCAACAGACUUUGAAAAUGGAAGCAGUGAUGAAGAUGACGAAAUCCCCGAAGCACCGGUUCAUCGUAAACGAAACGAAGGGCUUGUGACUGAGGCUAACAUCAACCACGCUGCUCUAUGGAUAACGGUAGCCUUCGUAGCAGUCCUCCUGGUUUAUAUCACCGUACUGAUUAUCUACAACGCUAAAAAAAGAGAUUGGCACCAGUCAUUGCCGCCUUAUACAAGAUUCAUUGAAGAAACUUCAUUAGAGGACAAGAAAGAACAGAGCGCUCUAGACAAAAUGAUCCAAAGGAUAACCGGGAAAAGAAAUACUGAUGACGGAUACUCGUUAUCCUUUUAGCGAUACCAUAGGACUGAACAUAGCGCCUAUUCCAUCAACUUAUUGGAGGAUCAAGAACCCACACUUCACUUAACAAUAGUGCGAACAAAUUGUAAUACCUCAGGAUCCAAAUGUAUUUGAAGGUUUUAUUUAAUGGUUUGGGGGUUUGUGAAGUCACAUGCGAGCAACUCCCGAAUUUCAUUAAGUGUAAUUUUCUCAAAAAAUAGGUAUGUUCUUUUAACUGUCUAUUCAGUAAAUUUAUCAUUAUAUGAUUUGUUUGGUUUCUCUUAGAAUUAAACAUAAUAAAUCAUUAAAGAAUAUCAAUGGUGGAACUCGCAUUACAAAGACUUAUGAGGCGGAUGCUCGCAUAAUCAUGACGUCGCACAAUAUAUUAUUUGGAUUAUCGCGAAACCUUCGCCAUAAUUUUCUAUUUUUCUGCUUUAAUAGAACCUACUUAUCAUCAUCAGAGCAAAUUCUUUACACUUGAACUAUGGGCAAAAUCAGCCCAACUUAUUUCAAUCAUGCUUGGAGCUAGUGUAAUAACUAGGCUAUACAUCUCAGAUGACGUCAUAAUGGAUGGCGUAACAAUGGGAAACCUCCAUGUGCAUCAGACCCUAAAAAGUGAUUUAUCAGUGUUUGAUGCAAAGGUUUUGUCGUCCAAAAUGUCUGCUUCUGGGAACGAGGUUGCUCUAUUAUAGCUAAUUACCUCGUUCCCACUGCUGUGUGAUCCGUCACGAAAUCCACGAUUGACUUUUCGUAGCUGCUAAUCGCGAAGAUAAUGAACAAUUCAAAUGUUUUUCUAAUACCUAGUCCCCACUGCCACGAUUUGCGCCACGACUCAAACGGCGUACUUAAUCGUAGGGUAAUCGUAGUGAUCUUAUCAGAUCGUAUCAGAUCAGAAGAGGCAAUCGUACUGAUCGUAGAAAGAUUGUGUAUGAGUCUAAAAAUAAAAUCGUAAAUGAUCGCUCGACAAUGGAAACGAGGUAUUAGAUCAGUACGAUCGCCACGACUGGUGCAAUACGAUAUGAUACGAUCUAAUAAGAUUGAUACGAUUACUCCACGGUUUCUAUCGUGACGCGAGUCCUGGCAGUGAGAUCUAGGUAUUAUUUGACAUCGGUGGUAUAUACAGGCCUAGUUAAGACAAGUUGUCUAUUCUAUCUCGUAUAAGAUUAAAUCAUACGCAAAUUUUGAAGAUGAUUGAGGAAAUUUCUCUUCUCAGCGGGUGAUUUUUCCCCUCUUUUCGAUCAUGCGAUAUAUUGCUGGACUUUGAAAUCAUUAGGAAUAUACGGGGCUGUUUAAAAAAAAAUAUUAGGGCUAUUUUGGGUGUUUUUUUUAGGACGGGUUAAUUUUGUCUAUAGUCUAGAAUUAGAAUGGAUUACGUACACAUCAAAAACUGUGGUGUUCACCGGUGUACAUAGAUGACCACACCAGUUAUUUUUCACCGGUGUUAAAUUGAUGGUG